GUGGAAGAAUGAACGGAGCCCCCCCUGAUAUCAGUGUCACUAAACCGCAAAAGCGUAAGUGCGUGAUAACCGCAUUAGAAAGAGGAAGACAGCCAACACCAAGAACUCGUUGGCAGUCUAAAGCCCCAAACUCCUGAGAAAUGAGCCUGUCACCCCCAGAGCUGCUGAAGCUCCUGCGUCUCCUCGACGAGGAGAAUGCCAACACCCCCCUGGACACCCUCAUAAAGCAGCUCCACCAGGAGUUCCCUCCCGAGGAUCGUUUCAAGGUCGGUCUGACCCUGGUGCUCCUCCUCCAGCAGAUCGACUUGCUCCCAAACCCCUCCCAAAGAUUGAUAGCGAUAGCACUGCUCUACCACCUCUACCAGAACGAGUCGUUCGCAUCAACACCGUUUGCCAGUGUCUUCAACAAGAUCCUCAAGCCGAUGGAGCCCAUCAACUCAGAAAAAUCGAGCCAAUCUGGCCAGGCCCCGAUACUGUCCCAGUACGAGACCAAGUUCCUAGCUAGUCUGCUGGGGUUCAAUUCAUCUGAGACCCUCAAACGCACCCCCAGGAAGAUCAUCGACAACUUGUACUUCUCCCCAGCAAACGUUAACAACGAUGCACUGACCAAUCUGCAGCUGCAAUUGGCUGAACAGCAGUCCGAGUUUCCGGCGGUCAGCAAGUGUGGAAGUCCCAUCAUUUUACCGGACUCCGAGGGCUCGAAGAAGGUGGAGAGUGAUAAGACUACUAGGAGGGAGGUGAUCGAGAGCCUGAUCUCCGGAGAUCCCCCCAUCUGCAGUCAGAACUACUUCCCUGAAUUCCUGAGACUGGCGCCUCCGCUGUACAACAGAUCGAGUGGUCUUCCCUGGAUGGACGUGACCGAGCGAUCCCAAUUCACAGUGGAGUACGACACAACGAUGUGCAUAUCGAAUAGCGCAGGGGCUGAGGCUCGUAGAUUGAUGGGAAAGGCUUUUAAAAAUGUACUGACUCUCCAGCAACAGCAGCACCUGGUGACUGAGCUCGAGAAGGAUCCCAAGCUGGUUUACUCGAUUGGCUUGACACCACUGAAACUGCCAGAUCUCGUCGAGAACAAUCCACUGAUUGCCAUUGAAGUACUCCUCAAACUCAUGCAGUCUAGUCAGAUAACCGAGUACUUCAGUGUUCUCGUUAACAUGGAAAUGUCGUUGCACUCCAUGGAAGUCGUCAAUCGUCUCACCACUACUGUUGAUCUUCCCACUGAGUUUGUUCACCUUUACAUUAGCAACUGCAUUUCUACCUGUGAAACUAUCAAGGACAGGUACAUGCAGAAUCGACUUGUGAGGCUGGUGUGUGUGUUCCUGCAGUCGUUGAUCAGGAAUAAGAUUAUUAAUGUGCAAGAGCUGUUCAUCGAGGUGCAGGCGUUCUGCAUUGAGUUCAGUAGGAUUAGGGAAGCUGCUGCGUUAUUCAGGCUGCUUAAGCAGCUGGAGUCGGGGGAUGUUGCGGGGCUCAAUGCCUCGGCGAAGAAAAAUAUCGAUAUUUGUUAGGGGAUUGGGGGAGCUGGGGGCAGUAAUCUAAAGUUAUUGUAAUUAUGGCUUUCUUUUGAUAGCUGGAUUUUUGGGAAUUGAGUGAAUAAAGAGGAUUUUUCAUGGA
Messenger RNA from Diachasma alloeum, 1608 nucleotides. RefSeq names its product CCR4-NOT transcription complex subunit 11 (gene Not11). The record is from RefSeq and is a predicted model, not a curated record. The transcript is spliced from 3 exons. The coding region runs from base 141 to 1502 and encodes 453 amino acids. Gene Ontology annotation, biological process: negative regulation of translation; mRNA catabolic process. Gene Ontology annotation, cellular component: CCR4-NOT complex. Lineage: Eukaryota; Metazoa; Arthropoda; Insecta; Hymenoptera; Braconidae.